Diplodia corticola is the source of this 2088-nucleotide messenger RNA. RefSeq names its product rad21 rec8 n terminal domain-containing protein. Gene Ontology annotation, molecular function: chromatin binding; protein binding. Lineage: Eukaryota; Fungi; Ascomycota; Dothideomycetes; Botryosphaeriales; Botryosphaeriaceae. The transcript is spliced from 6 exons. Gene Ontology annotation, cellular component: synaptonemal complex; cohesin complex. Gene Ontology annotation, biological process: synaptonemal complex assembly; mitotic sister chromatid cohesion; replication-born double-strand break repair via sister chromatid exchange. Bases 1 to 2088 code for a protein of 695 amino acids. The record is from RefSeq and is a predicted model, not a curated record.
AUGUUCUACAGUCACGAAGUGCUCACGAGCCGCAAGUACGGUAUCGCGACCGUCUGGCUGGUCGCGACUCUGGGUGCCAAAUCUACCACUACGAAAAAAGUUACUCGAAAGGCUAUUCUCAAUGUCGACGUUCCGAAGGCGUGCGAAGCCAUCCUUGAGCCCGACGUCCCUCUCGCUCUUCGUCUCCAGAGCAGUCUUCUCUAUGGCGUCACGAGAGUCUACGCUCAGCAGUGCAGCUACGUUCUAGCUGACGCACAGAGCACACAGAACAGCAUUCGCACGGCAUUUACGACAACAGCCAGAGAUAUUGAGCUGGAUCCCGAGGUUGGGCGUGCAAGGCCUGACCAACUCGUCCUUGAAGAUGAUCCCUCAUAUCUGCCUGACUUCGCGCUCGCACCUCUCGACUAUGACGACUUAGACUUGGAGCUUCCGUCCCUCACUCGCUCUAGCAGCCUGUCUUCGCUUCGCCAUUCACAUGGCCCACGCCGUAGCAUCUCACUGGAGGAUCAGCAGGGUGGUCCAGUCUUCGGCAUCCAAGUGCCGAGCUCUGAUACCAGUGGCUUCAACGGUAUAGGCGGAUUCGUUGUGCCGGGCGAUGAAGGUCCGGGUACAAGGGUUCCCGGUGGAAGUGUCCUGAACGUGGAGGACGAAGGCUUCGAGCCCGGAGUAGAUUUUGGUUUCGAUGAAGAGGGAAACCUCGUUGAGCAUGCAUCUGCAGAGAAACUUCACAGGACGCCUCUAAGCGGUACAAGGCCGGCUUUGAUGGGCAGGGGUCAUGAUCAGGAAAUGGACAUCAAUAUAACAGUCGGAGAAGAUGACGAAAUGAGCCUCCUUCCCGAGGCCGAGCCCUUUCCUUCCACUCGUGGUCACCUUAGAUCCACCUCCGAACACCAGGGGAGUGAGGAAGUUAUCGAUUCAUCGUCCGUUAUCCAGGCUCCUAUACGACGUCGACCUAGACGCCGCAUCAUUCCGAUGGAUGAAACUCUCGAGCUUCGCAAUGCGGACCUUGCCGACUGGAUGAACGGCUACAUCGACAAUAUGAUUGAAGCGAGAAGGCAGAAAUUCACCCCUACUGCGACCAUGCAAGCCAAAAGGAACGCUGAGUACUGGGUUCUCGGCUUGGGUCUCGGAGGCAUAGGUGCUAUUGUGGGUAACACUGGCCUUGCUGGACCACUUGACAAAUUCCGCGGCGAGGCACUGCUGCUCUCCCUUGGGAUCAUCCGGAACGCGGACAAGAAACGAGGGCAUCAAAGUAUUGAUGAUCAAGACAAAUCAGACGGAGAUGGCAGGCGUGUUCGGCCGCGCUCGGAGGAAGAAGAGAUCGGCCGCGGUGACAUCGAUAUGGAAGAUGGCGGUCUCGUCAAUAUUGACGAAAAGGAGCACGAUGUUGAGGCCGCUCGCGAGGCAGAACCGGAACAGGAAGAGCGUGAUCUCUCUCAGAUGUUCCCGUGGAACGUGACAGCGUCUGUUCGUAACUCUUCUCUGGCGCCCAGCGCACGUCGUGCUCUGGGUUUCGGUGGAUCCGGUGUCUCGACUUCUGCUGGCGGAUCUGUCGGCGGCCUGCCAGGUUCUAUCAAGCGCAGAGGUCGCUUGAUCAGCGAAAGCCCUCUGCAUGGACGUGGCCUUCACCGCAAUCUGGAGCCCCUUCCCAGCUCCGAGGCUGACGAAUUGGGAGACGACACGCUAGGUGGCAUUGGCGAAGACGUCGUCAUCGGUGAGGACGAUGAGUUCGAGAUGUACGGUGCUGCUGCGGCCGGAGAUACCCAAACCGCAACUGAAUCACAGGUCGUUCAUGCUGCCCUCACUCAGGAAAUGGAGAAUUUCGGCAUGUUCAUCUUCGACAGUCUCAAGCAGAAGGAAGAGGACGUCGCUGCUGCCCAAGGCUUUCAACCCGUUGAGAGUGUCAACGAGAUCCUAUUCGAAGACAUCCUUCCUCCGAAUUCGACCAACAAAAUUGUCGCUGCUCAGGGAUUCAUACACUUGCUCACCCUAGCUAGCCUGGGACGCGUUUCCACCAGGCAGGACGAACCGUUCGGAGAAAUUGGCAUGAGCUUGCCUUAUGCUGAUGAGGAUGAGAGUGUCCACUGA